This is a messenger RNA of Strongylocentrotus purpuratus (purple sea urchin), 3295 nucleotides long. RefSeq names its product glutathione reductase, mitochondrial (gene gsr). The transcript has 11 exons. The record is from RefSeq and is a predicted model, not a curated record. Gene Ontology annotation, molecular function: NADP binding; glutathione-disulfide reductase (NADPH) activity; flavin adenine dinucleotide binding. Gene Ontology annotation, cellular component: mitochondrion; cytosol. Gene Ontology annotation, biological process: cellular response to oxidative stress; glutathione metabolic process; cell redox homeostasis. NCBI's taxonomy places the organism in Eukaryota, Metazoa, Echinodermata, Echinoidea, Camarodonta, Strongylocentrotidae. The coding region runs from base 153 to 1562 and encodes 469 amino acids.
GCUCUGUAUGUAUUCAGUGAACGUGAUCGAGCGUAAAACGCGUAAUGACUUGCUAGAAAUACUGCAAAACAUAAUUGUUUUCGCUUCCAACUAUACUUAUCAAGGACACGUACGUACAGACGUAGACAGGCAUAAUUAGCCGAGUCAUUUUGAUGCUACGACUUCGUCAACUGCAAGGGAGCUUUCGUCGUUUAUGCACGAUGGCGUCCGGAGAAGUGAAGACCUACGAUUAUCUGGUGCUGGGCGGCGGCUCUGGGGGUAUCGCCAGCGCGAGGAGAGCCACCGAAUUCGGCGUGACUGCUGCAGUUAUCGAAGGCUCACGACUAGGAGGAACAUGUGUGAAUGUUGGCUGUGUUCCCAAGAAGAUCAUGUUCAAUACAGCUCUUCACAUGGAAAUGAUUCAUGAUCAUAAGGAUUAUGGCUUCAAUGUAGAUUACAAGGGAUUUAACUGGAGUGUGAUAAAGGAGAAGCGUGAUGCCUAUGUCAAACGUCUGAAUGGCAUCUAUGAGACUAACCUAGGCAAAGCCAAGGUUGAUUUCAUCCCUGGUUACGGCAAGUUCACAGCCGAUGGAUGCAUUGAGGUCAACGGUCAGAAGUUCAAAGGUCGUCACACCAUGAUCGCUGUGGGUGGGGAGCCAACGAUUCCUGAUGUCCCAGGUGCCGAGUAUGGAAUCAGUAGUGAUGGCUUCUUUGAUCUGACAGACCUUCCAAAGAAGACUGCGGUGGUUGGAGCUGGAUACAUUGCUGUUGAACUGGCAGGAAUCCUGAAAGAACUUGGAAGUGAUGUCUCCCUCUUUAUCAGGAGAGACCAGGCUCUUAGGAAUUUCGACUCCAUGAUUACUACCAAUGUGACAGAGAGCAUUGAAAACCUUGGAAUUAAGCUUGUCAGACAAAGUUCAUCUGUGUCUGUUGUGAAGGAAGCAGAUGGAACUCUUACCUAUAACACAACUGCAGGAACAUUCAAAGGAUUUGACUGUCUGCUCUGGGCUGUCGGGAGACAUCCACUAACAAAGAGUCUUGGACUUGAACAUGUGGGUGUGAAAACCGAUGCCAAAGGAAACAUCGUUGUAGAUGAAUACCAGAACACCGCUACACCAAACAUCUAUGCUCUAGGAGACGUGUGUGGAAGAGCCCUUCUUACACCAGUUGCUAUUGCUGCUGGAAGGAGGCUGUCGCAUCGUCUCUUCAAUAAUGAGAGCACCUUGAAGUUAGACUACGACAACAUUGCGACCGUUGUCUUCUCUCAUCCCCCCAUUGGCACCAUCGGAUUGACAGAAGCGGAGGCUAUUGCGAAGUACGGGGGCGACAAUGUGAAGACCUACCAGUCUUCUUUCAACAACAUGUACUUUGCAAUGACAGAGAGGAAGGAGAAGACCAAGAUGAAGCUUGUGUGCGCUGGUCCAGAAGAAAAGGUUGUUGGGCUUCACAUGCAAGGUUUGGGAUGCGAUGAGAUGCUUCAAGGUUUCUCCGUCGCUAUCAAGAUGGGUGCAACUAAAGCUCAGUUUGACGACACCGUCGCCAUCCACCCGACCUCCUCGGAAGAACUUGUGACGAUGCGUUAGAAGCUAGCUCUACAUAGAUUCAACCAGUAGCGUAUCCAGGAUUCUCGGGGGAGGGGGGGGGGGGGCACAAUUCUGAAAAAAAACAUCUGACAAGCAAAUAAAUUAAUGGUGAUCAAACCUCAUCUUCCUACUUUUUUCCCAUUUUCUUUCUUUUUCUCAUUUUUGUUGUUUUGCCAAAUCUUUUUUCAAUUUCUCUUUGCUAAGUGAAUAUGCCCCCCCCCCCCCCCCCCCCCCAGUGACCCCUCCCUGACUUGAAUCCACCUCUUUCAUCUUUAUAGAAUUUGAAGAUAAUUAGGAUGAUUAAAUCCAUGUCUGGUUCAUUAAAAAAGGAAAAAUCGUGCUUUCUUAAUUGUUGAUUAAUGAAUUUAAUUAUUUGUAAUGUUGUAAUCAAUGACAAUCUUGUUAGAAUGGUAGUAAUGUGUUGUAUGUUUUCUAUAUUUUUAUAUUUUCAUGCUAUUUGGGGUAGUUGAAGAUAUUUAGUGUAAUGAUGUAGAGAGUUAACAUAAUAGAUGCAGACAACUCCAUUUGGGACGGAACACCUCUUACAGGGGCACAAGCUUCCAAAACAAAUUAAAAUUUGAUUUACCUUUUUUUUGAAAAUUUCCAGGCAUGAAAUAAAUGAUCCAUAUGAAGAUUUUAAUGAGAUAUAAUAAUUUGAUAUGAUAAACAGUCACAAAACAUGUACAACAAAAGGAAGAUUAGAAAGACACUAUAGGCAACUCAUCAAUUAAAUCAUUGAUUUAGAGCCAAAAGGGCGUUAACUAUGUUUAAGUAAAGUAUACAACUUAACGCCCUACUGGCUCCGAGAAAAAAAUAUGAUUGUACCAUAAAUUCCAUGGGUGUAUGCAUGCACUGUAAAGAAUACCUCCUGCUCGUAUCGAUGCAGCUCAUUAAAUUAUGCAUAACUUUAUCUGUGAGGGCAUUCGGUUUGAGAGAGCUAACAUAAUCUUAUUUAUACCUUGCUCUCAAUUAUGUAGCAUUUGCAGUUCACCUCUUCCAAGAAAAUAGAUACCAUGCAUCAUUAAUGGGGAAGAGAAUGACAAAUAUAUAUGUUAUCGUAAUGUGCAGUUCAGAAUGCAUAGUUUAGUAUAUUUGUAUAGAAAUUCAUCAAUAUUAAUUUCAAUUACUGUAAAUCCAGAAACUGUUGCAAAAUGAGAUGUUAGGGACGGCCAUUUUCACAGCAAGAAACUGCCUCAGAUCACAAAUGUUUGUUGUAUUAAUUAGGGUAUGAUUCAAAUUUGUUUGGCAUGAAUAUGUGAAACUGGAGCACUCUCGAACAUUUCAAUGAUGCAAUAGUUCCUGGUUUUGCAUUAUUAUCGCUAUUAUUGUUAUUAAAAUUAUGAAAGCAAAAUGUAUGUUCUAAUGAAUUGUAUGAUAAGUGCAUUGCCUUAACCAUUCAUAACAUAGACAGAUUUUACAGGGUAGAAAUUUAGAUAAACAAAAUGUCUAUCUAUUUUUUGCUAUUCAAUUCGAAUUCAGAAGGCUCUCAAUAGCUCUCAAUGUGGUUCUAGUAUGCAGUAUGGUGAAAGGAGAAACGUAAGAAAUUCCCUAUAUGGUUGUCUUAAAGUCACCUCAAUAUUUGGAUAAUUUAACAGUAAAUGAGGUUAUAAUAUGUCAUUCUAGACUCCAGUGAUAAUAAUGAUAAUAAUACAUUUGUCAUUUAUGAAGUGCCUGUUCAAGAGAUAAUAAUAAUGAUAACAAUAUUGAUAACUUAGAAGCACUAAAAACAAAAC